This is a messenger RNA of Abrus precatorius (Indian licorice), 363 nucleotides long. RefSeq names its product VQ motif-containing protein 10-like. NCBI's taxonomy places the organism in Eukaryota, Viridiplantae, Streptophyta, Magnoliopsida, Fabales, Fabaceae. Bases 1 to 363 code for a protein of 120 amino acids. The record is from RefSeq and is a predicted model, not a curated record. The transcript has a single exon.
AUGCACCUCAUUCCCACAACCCUCAAACAAGUUAACAACAACAAGAAGCUCAUCAUGACCACUGCGCCAAAGAUAGUGCACAUCGAGACCCGCUACGUUGAAACCGAAGCUGUAAACUUCAGAGACGUGGUGCAACGUCUCACGGGGAAAAACUCAUCCUUGGUGGCAAGUUCAGAUCACAGUAAAGUAAUAACUUCACGUGAUGGUGUCUGUGCCAAGCCUGAGGAACAUGCCACUCCCAUAUCUGAUGGUAACGAAAAGAGUAGCGUUUUAUCUUCUAUGGUUCUCAUGAACUUGUCCUUCAAAGACUUUGAAGGAUUCUUGUCUGACAUGCCUUCCAUGGAGGAGUUGCUCUUGUUGUAG